This is a messenger RNA of Chaetomium strumarium, 1989 nucleotides long. Its product is annotated as acyltransferase 3. Gene Ontology annotation, cellular component: membrane. The coding region runs from base 317 to 1741 and encodes 474 amino acids. Gene Ontology annotation, biological process: polysaccharide biosynthetic process. Gene Ontology annotation, molecular function: acyltransferase activity, transferring groups other than amino-acyl groups. NCBI's taxonomy places the organism in Eukaryota, Fungi, Ascomycota, Sordariomycetes, Sordariales, Chaetomiaceae. The transcript has a single exon. The record is from RefSeq and is a predicted model, not a curated record.
CUUGACAUUUCUGCUGUAUUACAUACUACAGGGCCAUAUCAUCGGCCUUGUGUUGCACCUUGAUUCGUGCACCCUGGAUAUUCUCCGGUGGGGCGAGCGCCAAUCGUGAGCCCCCAUUUCCCAGCAGGGAGCGACCGACACCCCACUCUCAUCCCGCUGGCGCCCUGGACGGGCCAGCCGCAGUCCCUUUUCCACUUGCCAGCAGGUGCCAUAUACUGUGUGUACCCACAGCGAGAGCGCAUACCCGAUACUCGAGGAUCGAGACAUUUAGAACCUUGGAUGGGGCGAGGCCAUCGAUCAACUUCCCUCGCUUGCCAUGAAGUCGGCCACGCUUCGAGGACUGCGGCAACUGUUGUGGCCGAAGAACGCCAGCAGCUCCGAUGGGCCGCAAAAACUGAGGCCAACGGCCUACCUGGAUGGACUGAGGGGGUUCGCCGCGUUCUUGGUCUACAUCCACCACCACCAGCUAUGGGCACACGGCAUGAAGAAGUCCGAAAUCUUCGAAAACGCGUUUGGAUAUAAGGGGGAGUUCCAUCUGGCAACCUUCCACUUCUUACGGAACUUCUUCACCGGCGGCCACGUCGCCGUGGCCGUCUUCUACGUCAUCUCGGGCUACGUCCUUUCAGUGAAGCCCCUAUCACUCAUCCACGCCGGCGAGCAUCUCAAGCUCUUUGACAACCUCGCGUCCGCCUUCUUCCGCAGAUGGUUCCGGCUGUACAUCCCUCUCAUGGUGACGACACUUGUCUAUGUCACCUCGUGGCAUGUGUUCGGGAUUUGGAACGCGGCAUGUGAGCCCAAGGGGACCAUCGGCGAAGAAAUCUGGAACUGGUAUGUCGAGUUCAAGAACUUCAGCUUCCUCUUCAAAGAGGGGUGGAUGUGGGUCAACUACAACACGCAUCUGUGGUCGAUACCGCUCGAGAUGAAGGGGUCCAUCAUCACGUUCACAGCCUGCAUUGCGCUGGCGCGGGCGACAUCCAAGGCUCGACUUAUAUGCCUGCUCGCUCUUGUCAUCUACUUCCUCUACAUCGUCGAUGGCUACUACUGCGCCUUGUUCGUCGCAGGCAUGCUACAGUGCGAUCUGGACUUACUCGCAAGGAAGGAUGGUUAUUUCCCACGGUUUCUCCGGCGCUUGGAGCCCUACAAGACCUUCAUCUUCUACCACUUCUUUUUCAUCGGCCUGUGGCUCGCCGGCGUCCCAUCUCAGAACAACAAGGUGGAGCAGCUGCGGGAGAACCCGGGGUGGUACUGGCUGUCAUACCUCAAGCCGCAAGCCGUCUUCGACUACAAGUGGUUCUACCUGUUCAUCGCGGGCAACAUGCUGGUGGCGUGCAUCCCGCGCAUCGCCUGGCUCAAGCGAUUCUUCGAGUCGCGCUUCUGCCAGUUCCUCGGCCGCAUCUCGUUUGCGCUCUAUCUCGUCCACGGGCCGAUCCUGAACACGAUCGGCGACCGCGUCUACUACGCCGUCGGCUGGGUCCGGGCGCCAGACGACAAGCACGCGCAGAUCGCGCACUGGGCGAAUCUCUUCCCUUUGCCUAAGACCGGGCCGAUGGGCCUGGAGAUUGCCUUUCUUGUCCCCAACAUCUUCCUACUACCGCUCACCUUGUAUGUGGCCGACAUUGUGACGCGGGCAGUGGACGAUCCGGCGGUCAAGUUUGCCGCGUGGCUGUACAAACGAAUUCAGGGCGGCGAAGCAACGGAUGCGAAGCCUAUUGAGCUGGCGCCCUUAAUGCGGGUAGACUGAUGCGGAGGGAUGUGAUGACUUGAUGGGUUGCUCAUCUCCCUUGGCAUGCGGUCCUGGAUCUCGAUAGCUGUACUGUACAAACAUACCCCUUUCUGUAUACCUUUAUUGUGGUUGCUCAGGAGGCGUUCGGAAGGCUUUUGAUAAUUUCGUAUUAGAUGUAAAACGAACAGUGCUGGCCAGAGAAUCGGGACGUCUCACAGACUUGAAAGAGGGACAGAGCUUGGCUGCAACAGUUUCGACAUUGAUAU